AUGGAACAACCAGAGAUGACUGAUUCGUUCAGUUUUGGACAGAGUAAGAGAGCACAGAGGGGAUUUGAGGUUCGAGAUCCAAUGAAUCAAAAGUGCAGAAGUGUCAAGAAGACAAUUAUGGUUAAAAAAUCUCACAAGAGAGGCAAAAUAAUUCACAGCUUUAUAAAUAAACAGAUAUCCAUCUCGAAGAGGGCCAACAAGAAGCCAAAGAAAGGACAGACUGAUACUUCUCCUCUCUUGAUAGAGAGCCAGAUAAUCCUGGAGACAGAAGAAGAUAAUGAAGAAGAGCACAAAUUUGAUCGUCAACAGAUCAUGAACAAGAGAGUUCCCUCUUUCUCUCCUCAUAGUUCAAAGAUGCUGCCUACUUCAAAGAAGAUAAUAGGACAAAUUAAUAAUUUCACAGUCAAAAGAAGAGGAGAUAAAACCACGAUCUCUAGAUUCUGUAAAAACAAGACUAGGAACAUUGGCUCUCGAGGAACUUUGCAUAGCAGAGGUGUUAACAGCCCCACAUUCAUAAGCGCUGAUGGGGAGUACUGUCCUCGGCCGAUCCGCCCAAGCAAGAACAAAGCCAUGAGGAAAUUCUACUUCAGUCAAGGACGAAAGAGGACGCCACUCAGAGGUUUAAGAGAGUUAAGUUUUCAGAAAUAAAAUAAUCAGUCCGGAACCAGAGAAAAGAACAUUCUUCCACUCAACUCAUUCAGGAGAUCUCAUGUCACAGAAAACUAACAAUUUCUCAAAUACAUCAAUCGGAAGAUAUGAAAUUGACAUGAAACAACGCAAAGAAUCUCAUGAAACUGGCUCAUCAAUUCUAGGUGAGCUCAAAGAAGAAUUUAUGAAUGCUGGCAACAGUAAGCUUUUCAACCAGAGAAUGUUUGAUUCUCUCCAAAACCGUAUCAUAUUGCCACGGAAUGCAAAGACAAGUGGGCAUAAGUUACCAACAACUCUGUCUCAGAAGAAACCGGCGGCUGAUACCAAGCCUAAUUUCUUCAUGAAUUUGCCGUGCAAUAAAAAGAUCAAGAAAGAUCUGCCUCUGAGGAAGCAGAUUAAUAUGAUCUUGGUAAGAAACCAGCUUCUAAAGAUGAUAAAGGAAAGGAAGAAAGAGCACAUAGAUGAGUUUAUUGAGAACCUGGGAAAACAAAGUGUUGAUAAAUUUGAUAUGAGCUAUUAAAAUACUCACAUAAUUGAGCCGCAUUUCAAGUUA
This is a messenger RNA of Moneuplotes crassus, 1201 nucleotides long. NCBI's taxonomy places the organism in Eukaryota, Ciliophora, Spirotrichea, Euplotida, Euplotidae. The record is from the annotation of a GenBank genome assembly.